AUCAAGCACUGGCUACACUUUGCUAUCUCUUGCACAAUCAGCAGUUUCUCUGGCAUAUAAAGAGACGCUGUCGCUCCCGAGGUCUCUUCCACUGCUCUGACCAGCUCCUCAGGGAACAACUCUUGACCACUUCACAAUGACUACCGCGCAACCCAUAUUCAAUAAGGGAGAAGACUGCAAGGCAGGGUGGCACGACGCCAGCGCCGGGUACAAUGAAACCGACACUCACCUCGAAAUUUUGGGCAAGCCCGUCAUGGAACGAUGGGAGACUCCAUACAUGCACUCCCUGUCAACUGUUGCUGCCUCCAAGGGAGGCAGAGUGCUGGAGAUUGGGUUCGGCAUGGCCAUCGCCGCCACUAAGCUGGAGAGUCUGCCCAUCGAGGAGCACUGGAUUAUUGAGUGCAACGACGGCGUCUUCGCAAGACUACAGGAGUGGGCCAAGUCUCAGCCCCAUAAAAUCGUGCCACUGAAAGGCCUGUGGGAAGAAGUUGUUCCCACACUUCCAGACAACCACUUUGAUGGCAUCCUGUACGACACAUACCCUCUCUCUGAGGACACAUGGCACACACAUCAGUUUGACUUCAUUAAGGGCCAUGCUAACAGACUGCUGAAAACUGGAGGCGUGCUCACUUACUGCAACCUCACCUCCUGGGGAGAGCUGCUGAAGGGCAAAUAUGACAACAUUGACAAAAUGUUUCAGGAGACCCAAGUACCUCAUCUUUUGGAGGCCGGCUUCAAGAAGGAGAACAUCAGCACGACCACGAUGGACAUCAUUCCCCCUGAAGAGUGCAAAUACUAUUCCUUCAAGAAAAUGAUUACGCCAACCAUUCUGAAGAAGUAGAGGCGUUCAGCCAACCACUGCCCUGAUUUUUUUUAUUUGUAUUGCCCCCUCCCCCUUGAACUGAUUCGCCAUGCCCAUUGACAUAUAUAGAUAGAUGCCAUGUUCUCUGUACAGUGUAUAUUCUAUACAUGUCUAUGCAUUAUGCCCUCUGACCAUGGGCUGUAAGGGUUGACCUGAACACUGACAUCUCAUUGGUUGGAUGCAGCCGUUUCCUUUCAUGAAAUAAUGGUCAUGAAGGAACACCAUUCCACAAUUCACAGCUCAUACCCUGUAUAUUUUCAAAAUAAAGCCAACACCAGUUUAUUGUA
This is a messenger RNA of Engraulis encrasicolus (European anchovy), 1149 nucleotides long. It is a transcript of the gene gamt, whose product is annotated as guanidinoacetate N-methyltransferase. Gene Ontology annotation, biological process: creatine biosynthetic process. The record is from RefSeq and is a predicted model, not a curated record. The transcript has 6 exons. Gene Ontology annotation, cellular component: cytoplasm; nucleus. The coding region runs from base 137 to 841 and encodes 234 amino acids. Lineage: Eukaryota; Metazoa; Chordata; Actinopteri; Clupeiformes; Engraulidae. Gene Ontology annotation, molecular function: guanidinoacetate N-methyltransferase activity.